GAAGCAACCCUGAGCUCCUGUGUGUGUGACGAAGCGAGCGUCAGUGGGACAGAGCCAACCACAGCCGGCGUCAUUUGCACACAAGAAGACUCAUACGACGGUGAUGCCUCCGUAUAGUGGCUCUCUCUUAGAUUCCCUAUGCCUGUGGAAGUCUACACCUGAGCCUGAAUUUGCCUCCACGCUGCUUUGCUUGGAUCCGCUUUAAUGAUCUUAAAUUAAGUGAACGGUGUGGAGAUGCUGUGGAGGGCUAUACUGGUGCGCAAAGGGAGUCUCCAUCCUUCUCCCCACAGAGUGGGAACUGGAUAUGUAGCCAGAGCUUCAGGGGUGUUUCCAGCAUCUGCAUCUUGGAAGUUAUGGUAUUCACACGAUUCUCUGCAUUAACCCUCAGUAAAGCCUCAUAGAUGGUAUUUCUCUGCGCGACUUCAUGGAUUUGGUUCACUGAGAACCAUCAGAAGAACAGAUAUGGCAGUGCCAAAUAUGGUGUUCUCUGACGUGGAAAGUUUUCUGGACUCGCAUCCCGAGUUAUUCGAGGACUACCUGAGCAGAAAGGGGAAUUAUAGCAUGGUGGAGAAAUGGCUCAAGAAUCAUCAGGCGAGCAAAAGUCCGGCAGCUGCUGCUCCCGCCGAGCCGAGGGAAGAGAAGAGCAACGCUUGCAAGGACAGCUGGGCGAGCAAAUGUGACGGUCUGCAACGGAGAGCCUCGCAGAAGGAGCUGCGCAAAACUUUCGCUAGAUCAAAGGCCAUCAAUGUCAACAGGACAUACGACGAGCAUGUUAACUCAAGGGCCCAGGAGCCGCUGACGAGCAUGAGAAGGAGAGCUCUGCUGAGGAAAGCGAGCUCUCUGCCCCCGACCACUGCGCACAUACUGAGCGCACUGCUGGAGUCCAGAGUCAACAUCCCCCAGUACCCGUCCACAGCCGUGGAUUUUAAAUAUUACCUCAAAGAACACAACGAAAGAGAGUUUUUCCUGGAGCUUGUAAAAGACAUAUCUAACGACUUGGAUCUAACGAGUCUCAGCUACAAAAUCCUGGUGUUUGUUUGCAUUAUGGUGGAUGCAGACCGGUGCUCCUUGUUUUUAGUGGAGGGAACCGGAAACAAGAAAACACUAGUGUCCAAAUUCUUUGACGUGCAUGCAGGAACCACAGUUUUACCCUCAAUGAAUUCAGAUGAAGUUCAAGUUCCGUGGGGGAAAGGGAUCAUCGGGUACGUGGCUGAACAUGGAGAGACAGUGAACAUUCCGGACGCCUACCAGGAUCGUCGGUUCAGUGAUGAAAUUGACAAGCUGACAGGGUACAAGACAAAGUCUCUCUUGUGCAUGCCCAUUCGCAACAGUGACGGAGAGAUCAUUGGAGUUGCUCAGGCCAUCAACAAGACUUCGAGUGGAGAACUCUUCACUGAAGACGAUGAAAAGGUGCUGCAGAUGUACCUGCCAUUCUGUGGUAUUGCGAUCUCCAAUGCCCAGCUCUUUGCUGCCUCAAGGAAGGAGUAUGACAGGAGUCGGGCACUCUUGGAGGUAGUCAAUGACCUAUUUGAAGAACAGACUGACCUGGAGAAGAUUGUCAGGAAGAUCAUGCACCGUGCCCAGACGUUGCUGAAGUGCGAGCGCUGCUCUGUACAAUUGCUGGAGGACAUUGAGUCACCGGUGGUGAAGUUCACCAAGUCGUUUGAGCUUCUGUCCCCUAAGUGUAGUGCAGACACUGAAAACAGUUUCAAAGACAGUAUGGAGAAAUCAUCUUACUCAGACUGGCUGAUCAACAACAGUAUCGCAGAGCUGGUGGCAUCCACAGGACUGCCCGUGAACAUUAGCGACGCCUAUCAGGAUCCUCGCUUUGAUGCUGAGGCAGACCAGUUCUCGGACUUCCACAUCCGCUCUGUGCUUUGUGUUCCUAUAUGGAACAGCAACCACCAAAUCAUUGGUGUCGCUCAAGUGCUCAACAGGCUUGACGGGAAACCAUUUGAUGACGCAGACCAGCGUCUCUUUGAGGCGUUUGUGAUCUUCUGUGGACUGGGCAUCAACAACACCAUCAUGUACGACCAGGUGAAGAAGUCUUGGGCUAAGCAAUCUGUGGCUUUGGAUGUUCUGUCUUACCAUGCCACUUGCUCCAAGACUGAAGUUGACAAAUUCAAGGCUGCUAACAUUCCCUUGGUUUGCGAGCUGGGCAUCGAUAAGCUGUCCUUUGAUGAUUUCUCUCUGGAUGUUGACGCCAUGAUAACGGCUGCUUUGAGAAUGUUUAUGGAGUUGGGAAUGGUGCAGAAAUUCAAGAUCGACUAUGAGACACUGUGCAGAUGGCUGCUGACUGUCAGAAAAAACUACAGAAUGGUCCUCUACCACAACUGGAGACAUGCGUUCAACGUCUGCCAGUGCAUGUUUGCCAUGCUAACGACGGCGGGCUUCCAGGAGACUCUGACAGAGGUGGAGAUCUUAGCACUUAUUGUAGGUUGUGUGUGCCAUGACUUGGACCACAGGGGCACCAACAACGCUUUUCAGGCCAAGACGGGCUCAGCCCUCGCUCUGCUUUAUGGGACCUCUGCUACGCUGGAGCACCACCACUUCAACCAUGCUGUUAUGAUCCUGCAGAGCGAGGGUCACAAUAUCUUCUCCAACCUCUCGUCCACAGAGUACAGCGACCUCAUGCAGCUGUUGAAACAGUCCAUCUUGGCCACAGACCUCACACUUUACUUUGAGAACAGAAACACCUUCUUUGAGCUGGUCAGCAAAGGAGAGUACAACUGGAACGUGAAGGCUCAUAGAGACAUGUGCAGAUCCAUGAUGAUGACAGCAUGUGAUCUUGGUGCCGUCACUAAACCUUGGGAAAUAUCACGCAAGGUGGCAGAGUUGGUGACCAGCGAGUUCUUCGAGCAGGGCGACAGAGAGAGAUCAGAGCUGAAGCUCACGCCCUCUGCCAUCUUUGAUCGAAACAGGAAGGAUGAGUUGCCAGGGCUUCAGCUGGAGUGGAUUGAUGGAAUUUGUGCGCCGCUGUACGAGACUCUGGUCAAGUUAAAUCCCAAACUCCAGCCGAUGCUUGACAUGAUCAAAGCUAACAGGGCCAAAUGGGAGGAACUGAACAAGAAGAGACAGCGUGGGCAGAGUGUCUCUGCGCCCGCGAGCCCAUGCAGUGGCGACAGCACAGAAACCAGUAGCUGCACUGUGGCCAAAACCGGCAGCACACCCUGCUGCAGCAGCGAUGCUGAUGGCACAACAUCUAAACCUGUUAGUUAGCUUCUGUUGCCACCUCCGAGCUGAUCUCUUAGGCUUAUACCCUCUUAAAUGCAGCCUGCAACAGAGGCAGUGCAGUGCAUGCAGAGGUUCUUGGGCUCUGCUCCUCUUCGCUUUUUGCUACUAGAGAUGAGCUUUAGACUUGAGUGCGGCGCUAUCAUAGAGGUUUUUCUGCUCCCCUCAGUCUUCCCAUGCUGAAGGCUGACAGAGCUGUGUUUGGCAAGCUUGUCGGAGCAGCUACAAAUCAGCUGAUGACACCAUGUCAGAAAGGAAACUCAAACCACUGUGUCAACAUGUCAACCAGUGAGCUAACACUAACUAUUUCGGGCAUUGCACAGAUUUUCGGCACAACAAGGCAUGAAGAAUAUUGGAGAGGAAUGUUUGCCUCUACUGUGGUUGGUUUUGCUCUCGGUACCUCCUCGUUGCUCGCAUUUUGUCUGGGGUAACAGAGAUAUUUUUUGUAAAUUUGUACAUAGGCUAUUGAGUUAUUUACAAGUGCUGUUUAAAAAAAACUGUAAGCUCUGGAUUGUAAUGUGGCUGUAGAGUUUCUGAAGGAGAAAGGGGUGCAGGAACAGCAGGACCUGUGACAGUGCUUGCAAUGCAAAUUGAGUGCUCCGCUCCCUCCCUUCCUGUGCCUUGUUUUAAGAUCCUAAUGAAAAAUGCAUGGCCUCCUCACCAAGAUUCUUAGAUAGUAUGGAAAUCCAUGUUGAACCAUGACGUAUUUUUGCCAUAAUUUGUAAAACCAAUGACUGCAGUUUUGUCUCGACCCCAUGUUAGACACAAAACACUCACAUUAUAUACAUAUGGAAAUCUAUUUUGCCCAAUUUUAUAAACGCAGGGUCUCACGUGUCACACACACAAACACACACACAAUGUGCCUUGAUGAAGUUGUUCUGGUAUCACAUUAAUUUCUGCAGAAAAAACAUUUAUCUACUGAUUUCACACUGACAGCUGAAACAUAAAGCAAAGUGAUAUAAAUCCUCACUAAACUACAUCUAAAGGAACAGAUCAUAAGUUUUGGAAAUAUGCUUACUUGCUUUCUGUUGAAGAGUCAGAUCAGAUCAAUCCCACUCUAAUGUCUCUCUGUUACAUGUUACAGCCAGGAGCCGGUUAGCUUAGCUUAGCAUAAAGACUGGAAACGGGGAAACAGAAAUUAAAUCUGCCUACUAGCAACUCUAAAACUCAUUAUUUAACACUUUAUCUCGUUUUGUUUUCAUCCAUACAAAACCAAAGUGAACAAAAGACUACUCUCUGUUUUACAAAGGGUUAUGUGUUGGACUAUUUCUUGUCCAUGGCCAGUAAUUUCUUGCAGUCUCCACUGGUUGCCUUUAUCCAGGAAACAGUCUGGCAUAAGACAUAAGACAGGGUUUAAGACACAAGCCUUCAUAAAACACUGAAUAGUCAUUUUUACACAUCAGUUUUUGAACAUUUUAAACAAACGAGAUUCAGUGUGUUAAUUGGUGAGUUUUAGAAGUGCUGGUGGGCGCAUUUUGUGUCUGUUGGACAGAGCCAGGCUGGUUUCUCCAACUGUUCUACAAGCUAACUAGCUAACAACACCUAACUAUCUGUAGCUUUAUUUAAGGGACAGGUAAAAGAUCGAUAUUUUCUCAUCUUACUUUCCCCCAUAAAGCGAAUAAGUGUAUUUCCUAAAAUGUCAAACUUUUGCUUUAAUUUAAUUUUUGGCCUUUUCUGAACGCUCACAAAUGCUACAUAAACAGCUUUUAUAAUCUCUAGAAGACUGAGACACGGAGACUUGUAGGACUGAAGUGCCCAUUUAGUCACAAGCUAUUAAUUUCAUUUUAUUAUUAUUCUAAGUAUUUUUUGGGGGUAGGGGUAUGCCUUAUGAGUUGUGUUGUACCUUUGUUAACUGGAGUUUAAAAUGUGACUGUGCACAUUGUGUGGCAUGGAUCUGUAUUCUCUACUGUAUUUAGUUGAAGAGCUGAAUUGAGGUCAACCAGAAGAAUUUUGAAUUGCAUGUUUUAUGCAGUAUUAGAUUCAACCACUUGCUAAGGAUGUAGCAAACGUGUGAGCCAACAAAUACCUCGUAUUUUGAACUUCAUCAGUAAACACGUUAUCUCAUCGGAAAUGCAUGACUUAAAUUCUAUUGCAUCAUGUUACGUGAAUUAUGAAUAUCGCUGUUCUAUUUUUCUAUUAGGUCUCCAAAUGUGGCCAACUUCUACUUGUCUUUUUUGCAAUGUAAUGUGCUUCUUGUAUUUCUUCUUUCCUCUCCCAGUUUGGACUCUGGAUUUAUUUAUGGCGGGCUAAACUGAAAGAAACCUAAGGCAUGAAAAGGCAAAUGUGCAAUGUUUCUGUUCAGAGUUUAAAUAAAAAAUAUGCUGCUAUAUGUGCUGUGGUUUAUUCUGAAAUCAAAAUCUUUAUAGUACUCCACUACAUUAAAUAUUGUACUUUUCACUCCCCUGCAUCUAUCUGACGGCUCCACUACACAGAUUAAGAUGCUACAUACAAAACAUGAUGAUUUUAUAAGAUGAAUAACUGGGAUAAACAUCCCAACAGAAGGCUAUAUACAAUUAAAAUGAACCAACUGCAACAGUAAUAGUCUACUUAUACUUAAAUGCAUCAGUAACAACAAUCCAAUGAAACAAUGUAUAAAAGUAAAACACUAAUAAUGGAGUAUUUUUAUUACCCAGUAGUUCUACUUUAACUUAGGGGCCUUAACUCCUCUUCCACCAUUGAUUCUACCUCCCAGUUCACACAGUAUUUCUCCCAGUGCAGUGCUGACCUCCUGUGGACACAUGAAUCACUACACACAAACUGUAUCUCUCAAUGAAAUAGUACAGGCAUAAGCACAUUUCAUUGAGACACAUUUAAAGUCAUGGAGAAAAACUGCACGAUGUAGUCAGAUUAGAGGGAGCGUUUUAACAAGAGAAUAGGAAUUGGCUGCAAAUAUACGAGUCUGUAAUCAAUAUUGCACAACUCUGGCUGUUACAGUGUUUAAUCAGAAAUAAAUAUAUGUUCAAGUCUAAAUCCUUCAUGUCUUAUUUAUACCCAAUAUAUUCAUCCAGACAAUCCUGGGUAUUAAGCUACAGAGGGAUGUAAUAGCUGCAGUGAAUUUCAUCGUCCAAGGCUGAGCUCUACUGUUGUUGAUAGGUGGCGGUGACGUCAGCAAGCCAGUGUGUGGGUGGCUGUGUGGGUGAAGAUGACUCCCAAAUGAGCUUGUGUGUAGAAAAAAAAAAAAGAAAAAUAAAAGCCUGUCAGGAAGUGAAAAGACAGGCUCUGUUAAACUCCUCUGUGGUGGUUUACCUUGAGCUCAGUGCAGUGUAGGUAGCGAAAGAGCAAAAAAA
This is a messenger RNA of Seriola aureovittata, 6518 nucleotides long. RefSeq names its product phosphodiesterase 11a (gene pde11a). Gene Ontology annotation, molecular function: 3',5'-cyclic-nucleotide phosphodiesterase activity; protein binding. NCBI's taxonomy places the organism in Eukaryota, Metazoa, Chordata, Actinopteri, Carangiformes, Carangidae. Gene Ontology annotation, biological process: signal transduction. The coding region runs from base 463 to 3219 and encodes 918 amino acids. The transcript is spliced from 20 exons. The record is from RefSeq and is a predicted model, not a curated record.